GGAACACGCAUAAAAGCGGAUCUUCGAACUGCGACGUACUAUAUUGAGGAUCAGUAGAACCCAACUGGCUCCUCAUACCUCGCAACGCAUUUCCCACUGACGGAAUUUCCCGCAUGAACCUUCCCUUUGCCGUACUUCCAGCGGCCCGCGUGGACGGGGAUGGCCUUAUAUGGCUGCGGAAGUGGGCGUGCGACAACCCGGGACUGGCCGAUCACGAGACUCGAGCUGAAACGGAAUGUGUUGUUCGGUGCUGCUUUCAGACUGCGACCUGGAGCACCGCGCUGGGGAGCGUGUUUGCUGCUGUAGCCAGCUUCUGCAAAACCCCGUGCAGUUGCUAGGUGCAUUGCAGCCCGUGUAUGCAGAAAUGCCGUCCACGUUCCGAUUUAUGCCUCUUAUUUUUGCGAAAGUCUAUCUCUUGAGUAAUACUGGAGUGAGGUCAGCAUAGCGUGACUCAACCUUGGAUAUGCAUGCAGUCAUUUCUCUACUGUUGCAUUACCUGCUGGGCGCAUGGACUGGCAGUUACUGCUCGGAUCUGUAUGCGACGCGAGAAAAAAUAAAACGCGUGCCACUGGAUUAUCCCUUUAUUGCAACAAAGGACUUCUCGUUCUCACCCAUGAAUGAAUCAUAGGAGUCAAGCUCCAGACAUCUCUGUUUGCCCUUAUAUCCUGGGAUCAGUAGAAGAGUUGGCACGAAGAAAGAUAACAGACAUGUUUGAGUGUCCGUCAGUUGAUACUGACGUUUCUACAAAUGGGAUGCCGCAGUUUUGUGUUUUAAAACUAACUUCCAUUCCAACCAUGCUUAGUAGAUUUGGAUGACCAGACUUUUUAAAAACUGUUGAUACGUUUAUGAAUAAAGAAGGACACGGAAAUUUUGUCACACUGGAGAGUGCUGUGUGUGGUUUGGGGAUCUGAAAUCUUUGUACCCCCUCACAAGCCUGCUCUACCCUUCCUUCAGUGACUUUAUUCAUGAAAGCUAUGAGUUUGCCGCCUCAACAGAAGCCCAACGCAAAGAGAACAGGCAAACGCAUCACAUUCUUUAACGACCAGGGCAGUGCAAUGAAAGAGGUCUCCCAGCACACAGAGGGCCCCUACUAUGGCAUGGGGGCCCCUCCUUUGGAGCAGGGCCGCACCGAGCCGGGGGCCGUGGAAAGCUCCAGCGCCGAGGAGCCGCAUGUGUACCUCAACUCCGUCAUUUUUAGCCCAGAGAAGGGCGAGCAGAACCGAAGUCACUAUCAGCAGACCAUGCCAAUGAAAUGGCCUCACAUGGAGCAGCCUCAGCAGAGGACUGCGACCUGGUCUCAGAGUGCCCCAUUGACGAGCUGGUCCCAGAGUUUUACUCCAUACCUGGGAGCUCAGGUUAACUUCCCAAAGCAGCUCCCUGAAGGCAUGUUGAUGCCGCAGGUGCAGCUGCAGCCGUCCUCCGUCAGGGUGGGUGAAAAGCAACAGCAGGCACCCAACGCAGCAGGAGAGGCCUUCAGGGAGCCUGCUAAAAGCAACCGCAGUCUGGACUGGGGGGAGCAGCAGCAAGGCUUUCAGCAACCCCACAAACCCGGGCUCCUAAAUCCCCAGCAACACGUGACGUCCACCGCUGGGAACACGUCGGUGCUGCAGCCCUUUCAGCUAGCUUUUGGGCAGCCCAAGCAGAACCUGACGGCGGGGUUUCAGGUGUUCCAGGGCAACAGGACCUUGCCGAAUUUGAACUACAGUGCCCAGGCCAACACGCAGCAUCAGAUCCAGCAGAUGCAGAGACUGAUGUUUCAGAAGCAACAGCAGCAGCACAUGCAGCAGCAGUCCCUGCCGCAUCAGCCGCAGCCGCUGCAGCAGCAAGCGCACCAUCUCGGCCAGCUUCAGCCGCCAUCGCAGCAAAUGCAGCAGCCGCAGGUCCAGCAGCAGGUCCAGCAGCAGGUCCAGCAGCAGGUCCAGCAGCAGCAGCAGCAGCAGCAAGCGCAACAGGCCUCGUCGCAAAAGCGAAAAAAUGAACAGCUGCAAAAGCUGCAACAGAAUCAGCAAGGGGCGGAGCGAUACUCGGGUAGCCAACAGCCCCGUGUGCCUGAGCAGCCUAACCUUCAGGUGAUUGGGCAAUCUCAGGACACUCCCGAACCCCCACCCGCCCAGGCCCAGGAUCUUGCGCCCCAGCACACGACCGCCGUUCCACAGCCAUCCGCGGAGACGCAGCAGCCUGGGCCCCGGAGGUCCCGCCGCCUCUCCAAAGAGGGCGGAGGGCCUCCCUCAGAGAACCCUUUCAUUGUAGCUGCUGAUCACCUAGUUCAGGACUCCCAUAACGGGGCCCCUGAUGCAGGAGAGCCUGCGGCCAAACAGGACAUCAGAGCUGCCCCCACAGGGGUCAUCCAGAGCACGCGACGGAAGAGGAGGGUGUCCCAAGAGGUCAACCUAGAAACUCUGGCACAGAAGGCCUCGGAGAUGGAGUCACUACCCUCACACGAUGUCAAGGACCUUCUCGGGCCCUGGAGUCCCACGGCACCGGCUCCGGGCCGAGGGGUCGGAGAGCCAGACGGCUGCAGUGCCAAGCGGGGCAGGGAGGAGAGUCUGGUGCCGCUGGUGAUCCCCGUGUCGGUGCCGGUGCGGCGAGCCGAUCCCUUGUCGCAUGACCAGGAGCAGGGAGCCCUUUCUGCCGGCUGGCCACUGCGGCCCACGGGACCCGGCGACCCCGGCCGCCCUGACCACAAGCCUUCUGUCAUCGUUACGCGCCGGCGCUCCCUCCGCAACUCUCUGUCUGAGAGCUCUGGCCAGAAUGGCGGCACGGACUGCGAUGCGGACGGCAAGACGGCGAAGUCGAAGCGGCGGCCUCGUCCGGAGCCCCUCUUCAUCCCGCCGCCCAAGCCGGGCAGUUUCAUCGCUCCGGCCGUCUACUCCAGCAUCACGCCCUACCAGAGCCACCUGCGCUCGCCCGUGCGCCUGGCCGAGAACCCGCUCACGCUGCCGCCCUACACGCCACCGCCCAUCCUCAGCCCCGUGCGUGAGGGCUCCGGCCUCUACUUCUCCGCCAUCCUCUCGGCGGCGGCGGCUGCCGCUGCCGCAGGCAACCAAGGCCUGCCUCCGCCCGCUACGCCCAAAUCAGCCACGCGCAGCCUCCUCAGAUCCAACAGUACUGAAAUCACCCCUCCAGUGUUGUCAGCAAUGGGUGAAGCCACUCCAGUCAGCAUUGAGCCGCGGAUAAACAUCGGGCAGAGGUACCAGGCGGAGGUCCCCGAGCUGCGGGAACGCUCGGAGGUGCUGCUCGACCCGCAGAAGGCCGAGCUGGUGUGGGCGCCGCUGGCCGAGCUCGACGCGGGCGCGCCGCAGCAGCAGAGGGUGGAUGACCUCAUGCACCUGGCCUGCUCCAGUGCACUCUGUGGAGGAGGGACCAAUCAGGAACUGGCUAUGCACUGCCUCUAUGAGUGCAAAGGUGAUAUCAUGGGUGCCCUUGGCCUUCUGCUGAUGAAAACCCCCGUCUUCCCCAAACCUCACCCCUUGGCAGACUACCACUACUCUGGCUCAGACAGCUGGACUCCCGAGGAGAGGCGCAUAUUCAACAAGGGCAUCGGCACCUAUAAGAAGGACUUCUUCAUGGUGCAGAAAAUGGUCAGCUCCAAGACUGUGGCUCAGUGUGUGGAGUUCUACUACACCUACAAGAAGCAGGUGAAGAUGGGUAGGAAUGGCACCCUCAUGUACGGCGAAGCAGAGGCCCCUGAACCGCGGCCCACAGACGAGGAGGUGGACUAUAAACAGAGUUCACAGAGAUUCGAUUUGCGGAAGGAAGAGGAAGAUGACAGGAAGUGGGAAGGGUCAGGUGACAGGAAGCGAGACAGCAGCCCCGGCAGAGUAACACAGUCUCUACAGGCAACUGAAAGCGCCGGCGCGGUCCUGGUCCUGAGGAGCCAGGACGACGGGAGGAGGGAUUAUCCAGCGUAUGGGAUGAGCCACGCCCCGACAGCGCCUCCAAAACCCCGGCCAGAAAACGCGGCGCGGAAGAGCGGCAGCGGGGCCAAGGGCCCCGUGGCACAGGAGGGAGAGUUCCCCUGCAAGAAGUGUGGCAGGGUGUUCUAUAAGGUGAAGAGUCGCAGUGCUCAUAUGAAGAGCCACGCGGAGCAGGAGAAGAAGGCAGCAGCACAGCGGCAGCGGGAGGCGGAGGAGCAGCGGGCGGCCGCCGCGUUGAUGGCGGCACAGCAGAACGGCGCUCGGGGAGAUCAGGCACCCGUGAGGCGGGCCAGCAGCGAGGACUCCACGGACGAUGAGGAGGACGCGGACGAUGAAGACUGGCACUAGCGGAGAGCCGAACCGAGGCUAAACGGCACACGGGGCCCGGCAUAUGCUGCUGGGCUGAUUGGAAGCUUUGGGGCUGAUUUUGGCCGUCCUCUCAGGACUUGGAGUGGAUAAACAGGGACUGGCUUACUCCCUUAGUGUGUGUGUGUGUGUGUGUGUGUGUGUGUGUGUG
Molecule: messenger RNA, 4434 nt
Organism: Electrophorus electricus (electric eel)
Lineage: Eukaryota; Metazoa; Chordata; Actinopteri; Gymnotiformes; Gymnotidae
Source: RefSeq, a predicted model, not a curated record